Chelmon rostratus (copperband butterflyfish) is the source of this 525-nucleotide messenger RNA. RefSeq names its product leucine-rich repeat-containing protein 19-like. The coding region runs from base 1 to 525 and encodes 174 amino acids. The record is from RefSeq and is a predicted model, not a curated record. The transcript has 2 exons. Lineage: Eukaryota; Metazoa; Chordata; Actinopteri; Chaetodontiformes; Chaetodontidae.
AUGGACGGGCGGAGCUGCAGCCUCUUUGUGCUGUUUGGUCUUUGUGGAGCUUUUGCAGCCGCUGCAUUUGACGUCGUAGGACACGAAGGCGCUCAGAGGCGCCUUCUGGAAGACGCUGAUCAGCCAAACAGCAACAACACUGAACUUCAAAAGGCGUCUGGCCCAGAUGAGAAGACAAAGCCUAUUGAGUGGUCCUAUCUGGCUGCAGGACUGGGAACUGCCCUCACCGUCUCCCUCCUCAUUGUGGUGGCCGUCAAGUUUCGCCUCUUCCAUCGCUUCUUGGCCAGCUACAGGCACUCCCUCCUCCAGGAGAUCGACGGCGUCAGCCAGUACGGCCAGGAGGAGGCGUCCUUCCCUAACAGUGUGAUUGUAGAGGGGACUUCAAGAGAAGCGGAUGAGGAUGAUGAUGGCUUCAUUGAAGACAACUAUAUCCAGGCCAGUGAGAAAGACAGGGCAGAGAGGGAAAGAGAGGAGGAAGAGAUGGAGGAAGACAGUGACGAAGAUCUGCAGUUCACUAUAGAGUGA